This is a messenger RNA of Magnolia sinica, 1676 nucleotides long. RefSeq lists its product as uncharacterized. The transcript has 4 exons. Lineage: Eukaryota; Viridiplantae; Streptophyta; Magnoliopsida; Magnoliales; Magnoliaceae. The record is from RefSeq and is a predicted model, not a curated record. The coding region runs from base 31 to 1149 and encodes 372 amino acids.
GAUUAUGAUGAACAUAAGUUGACUCCGUUUAUGUUUAACUGUAGAUCGUUAAGGACGCUAUCAUUGACAUAUGUUGCUCUCGAACCACCUACUUCCACGAGUUUUAGCUCUCUCAAAACUCUUUAUCUCGCAUGGAUUAUAUUGUCUGCUAACAAGAUAAAAAAUUUGACUUCCAAUUGUCCACUCUUGGAAGACAUUGUUGUCAAAGACUGCAGCUCUGCACAGAAUCUCGACAUCUUUGUUGAAAAUCGGCAGCUUCAUUGCUUAACAGUUAUGGACUCUGACCUUUUUCAUUUUUAUGAUGAUCAUGAUUAUGAUGACCUUUACAUUGCUUUUGGAAAUGGUUUUGAUGAUAUGGGAUAUAUGACUACUAAGAUUGAGAUUUAUGCCCCAAUUCUGUUGUCCUUGAAAUUAAUUGGGAACAAGCCGCGGAGAGAGUAUCGUAUAAAGAACUUACAAUCUCUUGUCGAGGCCAGCAUUGAUUAUGAGGAAGAACUUUAUAAUGGUUGCCAUGAGUGCUGUGAACACAACAUCAAUUCAUUGAAGGGACUUCUUGAAGAUCUUCGACAUGUUAAAGACCUUAAAUUAUGUAGUUGGUGUAUUCAGUUUCUAUCUUCAAGGGAGUUACAAUGUCUAGAUGCUUUAUCCAUGAAUUCCACACGUUUGGAUCUGAUGACAGGAUUGAGUAAAUGGGAGCUCCCAGGGAUUGCCCACUUGCUAAAGAGUUGUUGUUCCCUUGAGACUCUUAUUCAACAUUUGGACCAGAAACCUCUAUUGGAGAUCCACAACUACCGCAGCCAACAAUGGUUGAAUCGGGAGGACAACUAUGAUUUUGAUGAAAGGGUGUAUUGGAAGUUGCAGAAGCUUUGUUUCUUUAAGCUGUUUGAGCACCUCAAAACUAUUAUCAUUUAUGACUUGAGUUCCGAUCCCACCCCUGUGAAUGGUUACAAGCCCACUCCUACCGAUGUUGAAGUUAAAUCUGUGAUUGAUGAGCCUGAGAAUGAAAUUAACUGUGUGAAAUUUUUUCUCAUCAACUCGACUGUGAUGGAAAAAAUGGAUAUUAGCAUUCUAGAGGAAGUUUGUGUCCAGCCAGAGUUCCUGCUCAAUCUUACCGAGAGGGAUAAUUUUGCUGAGUCUACAUGCCAAUAAUGCUUUACAUUGGCCGAGCCAUGCAUCAGGUGGGCUCCAAUGUAACUCUGCCCAGAGACCAGGCCUUGAUUCUUGUCGAACAUGCCCCUUGUGUAUGAAAACAAUGGUUAGCCAACCUUCUUCUGUAUGUAAUUCCUUUUAAUCCAUUAAUCUCUUACAGCCCCAUGAAUCAUCUAUUGAUGGGACAUGGAAGCUUCAACAUUCAUUUUGAGGGCUUGGCCUGUUGUCUAAUAGUAGCAAGGGCAACAGGUCUUUUUAUUGAAGACUGGGUUGAUGCAUUGCCUCCUCAUAUGGGUCUAUUUUGGUUUUCUUCUAACACUGCAAAAGGUUGAUGUGGUGGAGAUUCAUACGCUUGAAAGCAUGUAAGGAGGGUUUCCUAAAAUGACAUGCCUCUCCGCCCCUUUCUGUGUGCAUGUGAAUCCUAUUUUUGUAGGCCGGAAGCUAGGACUCUCUCUCCAGGUGUGUUGUCAAUAGAGGGGGAAUAUAUGUGGGGAGAGUGACAAAUCUUUUAUUUGCCGGAAUUCUUU